CAACAGCACCAUCAGCAGAAUCAGCCGUUAUAUUCCCCUGGUUCUACUUUUACUUAGGUGACCAAUCGGAGCAUCGCAUUUUGCGAUCCUGUCCGUUCCCGCUCCCGGGUCGUAAUCGUAUCACAAUGGCCGCCCCAAUGCGAAAGCCGGUGAUGCGCAUCCCGUAUACCGACCUUCUCGCUCCGCCAACCCUGACACCAGCCUCUGCAGAAUCACUGCCUGGUGCUGUUGCCGCUCUCCAGAAGUUCUUCACCACACCAGCCCCGCGGAAUCUUCCGCCGUCAACCGUUGUCCUGACCGGCGCAGGUCUCUCCGUUGCAUCUGGCCUCGCCGACUAUAGAGGCGCCAAGGGCACAUACCGCGUCAACAAGAGCUACCGCCCAAUUUAUUAUCAUGAGUUUAUCCACAAUCACGAGGCUCGCAAACGAUACUGGGCCCGAAGUUUCCUCGGCCUCUCGACGCUGGACAGAGCGGCCCCGAACCCGGGCCACUAUGCCAUUCGAGAUCUCGCUCGUCUUGGCCUGGUCCGAAGCGUGAUUACGCAAAAUGUCGACUCGUUUCACCAGCAAGCGCAUUCAGAUGUUCCCAUUAUCGAAUUGCACGGGUACCUACGGUCCACUGUGUGCGUGAGCUGCCAUUCUGAGUUCCCUCGCCAAGACUUCCAGAAAGAGCUGUCGAGGCUCAACCCGCGCUGGGACGAGCUGUUGCAAGAGGUCCUUGCCUCGGGCGCCUUAAAUACCGAAGAUCCUACGGCUCGCAACAAGCUAGGCAUGCGGAGCAAUCCUGAUGGCGAUGUCGAUCUACCAGACGCCCCAUACACCACGUUUAGGUAUCCGCCGUGCCCCAAGUGCUUGGAGAACCCUAAGAAACUAGAGGACAAGACGAGUGAGAUUGUCCAGACAGAUAGCGAAGGUGCCUGGGCGCUUCCUAGCAACGGCGGCAUUCUCAAGCCAGCAGUCGUCAUGUUUGGCGAGAGCAUACGGGAUUCUGUCAAACAUGCAGCAGAGGACGCCAUUGAUGCCGCCGGUAAGCUUCUGGUACUUGGAACGUCACUGGCCACUUACUCGGCCUGGCGACUAGCCAAGCGGGCCAAGGACAGAGGCAUGCCGAUUGCCAUUGUCAACAUUGGCGGUGUCCGAGGCGAAGAAUUACUGUUUAAAGAUCUCGAUCCCGAUCAGCUUGGCAACGAGGGCGUCCGGACCGAAGUCUCCAUUGACCCGCUCCUACCAACCCUCGUAACUGAGCUCGGCCACGACUUUGAGAAGCACCCUGAGCAUCGACCACAAAACAACAGCACGUUUAACCAUAUGAUGUCAUAA
Molecule: messenger RNA, 1319 nt
Organism: [Torrubiella] hemipterigena
Lineage: Eukaryota; Fungi; Ascomycota; Sordariomycetes; Hypocreales; Clavicipitaceae
Source: the annotation of a GenBank genome assembly